Molecule: messenger RNA, 483 nt
Organism: Homalodisca vitripennis (glassy-winged sharpshooter)
Lineage: Eukaryota; Metazoa; Arthropoda; Insecta; Hemiptera; Cicadellidae
Product: tetratricopeptide repeat protein 27-like
Exons: 3
Coding region: 30-452 (140 amino acids)
Source: RefSeq, a predicted model, not a curated record
UAUCUGGAACAUAUUCAGAAUUACUAGUAAUGUGUCUGCAGGUAAUGAACAACUCAACACUAUGGAGGCUGUAUGCAGAAGUGGCUGCUACUGAAGAACCUACUCCUGAAAACAGGACAAAGAUAGCUCAGUAUCUGCAACAUGCGUACAGAGCUGGCACUCAGGGCUCCUGGGAAAGGGAUACUGACACCUGUCUACAGGUCAUGGAUCUCUGCAUGGAUUUGGCUGAAGCUUAUAUUCAGUGCAGUAUGCGGCAUUGCCAUUCAAAUGAGAAGGUCCAAAUGCUAUCAUCAGCAAAACUUCCUUUAAAAAGCGUUCUCACAAAGAUAGAGAAAGAACAGACAGACUUGGUUACCAGAGAGCUCCCAGAAAGCUUAGCUUCUAAACACAAGUCAUUAUUAUCUUGGUAUGAAAAAAUUGUUGAUGAAAUCCAGAGACUGCAGGCCAGUUGAAAGAUGUUUUAUUAAAAUGUUCUUUAUAAAA